Arachis ipaensis is the source of this 561-nucleotide messenger RNA. The record is from RefSeq and is a predicted model, not a curated record. Lineage: Eukaryota; Viridiplantae; Streptophyta; Magnoliopsida; Fabales; Fabaceae.
AUGAACGAUGGCAAACUUAUUAACAUGAUGGUCAUUCAUAUUGAGAAUGACAGUUUACAGCUUAAUAUUGUUAUUCUUGGACAGAUGGUGGACCGGAUCAAGGAUUUUUUAGCAUCGGGCGAUCAACAACUACCAAUAGUUAUUUUUCAAUUUGCAAGAGUAAAAAAUGCUGGAGGUACCAAUAUUGUGCAGAACAUUAUGUAUGGUACUAGACUCUUGAUAAAUCCAGAUAUUCCUGAGGUUUUGAUGCUUCGAAAAAGAGAGAUCUCGCAGUACCUGUCUGUGGUUUCUGGCAAACCAGCAUAUCUUGAUGAAGAUGAAGUUUUAUAUUCCAUUGGGAGGAAGACAAUAAAGGAGUUACGUGCUGCUGCGGAUGUUGGAUUCUAUGUUGUUCGGGCCACUGUUCUUGAUGUUGAACCCGUUCCAAGUUGGUGGUAUAAAUCAUGUGUUUGCAGCGUGAAGGCAGAAGCUAAUGCGGAUGAAUACUUCUGCGAUGGCUGUAAUAAGGACGUGAAUAAUGUGCUUGACAGCAAUAUCUGGCUUAAUACUAAUAUUUAUUAA